CCCAGACAGAGAGGACUGACAGGCGGCGCCCGUCACUGGGGUCGCUUGUCGCCAACCCCUUAGUUCUUUCUGAUCGUCCCCCAAGUGUUUCUAAUACUGACUCCGCGGCCCCGCGCGUGCCUGCGGAGGACGGGACCAUCUGGUCCAACGAGCCCACGCCCACCGAAGGUUUCGCCCACUCCCCGCCGGAGGCCGCAGCGGCCUAGCGUAGGCCUUGGGACCGGUUUGAUCGAGCUAGGACUGGACAGGCCGCGGCGGGGAUCGCCGGAACCGAGGUGAGGCAGCUUCAGUGUACUGCAAGGGCUCAUCUGGAAGAAUCUCCUCGAGUUCUAGCCUUAACCCUCCGUCCCGCCGGCCGCCGCAGCCAGGUCGCAGCCAGCAGAGGGCGCUGCCGGGCAUGGCCGAGGAGCGUCGCGGGGCCUGGUUCGGCUUCGGUUUCUGCGGCUUCGGGCAGGCGCUGGGCUCGGGGCGUGGGCGCCAGGUACACAGCCCCGAGCCUCUGAGGGCGCCAGGCGCGGGCCUCGAUGUCUGCCGCGUGAGCGCGAGCUGGAGCUACACCGCCUUCGUGACCCGUGAAGGAGGCCGGGUGGAGCUGUCUGGCUUCGCGGUCGGAGCGGCGGGCGGCUGCAGGGACGCGUGGGCGUCGGAGGAGCUCCUGGUGGUGCUGCGCGCGGGGCCGGGACCCGGGGCCGGGACGGAGCUGCAGGCCUGGGCGCCCGGUUCGGCGCUGCGCGGGGAGCCCCUCUGGGCCCAGACCGUGCCGGAGGCUGAGCGGGAAGACGGACCGGUCGGCGAUGAGACCCAGGCUGGGCCGCUGCCGCUGCUGCCCUGCGCUCGCGCCUACGUGAGCCCCCGGCCGCCCUUCUACCGGCCUCUGGCCCCGACACUGCGGGCGCGCCGGCUGGAGCUGGGCGCUGAGCACGCGUUGCUGCUGGACGCGGCGGGCCAGGUGUUCUCCUGGGGCGGGGGCAGGCACGGACAGCUGGGCCACGGGACUCUGGAGGCAGAGCCGGAGCCGAGGCUGCUGCAGGCGCUGCAGGGCCUAACCAUGGCUGAGGUGGCCGCAGGUGGCUGGCACUCUCUGUGUGUGAGUGAGGCUGGGGAUAUUUAUAUCUGGGGCUGGAAUGAAUCAGGGCAGCUGGCCCUGCCCACCAAGAGCCUGGCAGAGGAUGGAAAGACAACCGCAGAAGCCUCAGGACUGAAUGAAGAUGGUUCUGAAGUGAAGACAGUAGCCGGGGGUGAGGAUGGAGCCCCCGCCCCCUUCAUAGCUGUCCAGCCCUUCCCGGCUUUACUGGACCUCCCCCUGGGCUCAGAUGCAGUCAAGGCCAGCUGUGGAUCCCGGCACACAGCGGUGGUGACAAGAACGGGGGACCUCUACACCUGGGGCUGGGGCUCACUCAAGGCAGAAGCUGGUAAAGACAUCAGACUUGACACCAAAAUGCUGACCCAGCGCCCUUUGGGUUUCUUACCGCUUUCCGGACCUUGGCCUUUGACCCAGUCAUAACUGUGGCCACAGCUUCUCUCUCUUCUGCAGUUCUACCUGAGUGCGCAAAUCCUUUUCUAGCUGCAAGAUGGUCGUCUCUCCUUCUUCCUAUAUGAGACAAUGUACUAUUGUGUUAAGGUUCCAAGCGGAUUUCUUCAAAGGAAGAGAAGACAACGAAAGAGGACUAGAAUGACAGACUUUUAGUUAAACUUACAAAUAAAUCAACUUACAGCUAACAGAAUAUGGCACAAAGAGGGUCCCCUAACAAAGGUCCCCAGUAAGGAAAGGUACCAGGGCACUUUUACAAGAGGUAAAAAUUGGUUGAAAAGCUUAUUUUGAAUUAGCUACAGGGUAGUAUAUUUAGCUCCUAACUAAAUGUUUACCCCAAUAAUCCUAAACAUCACUCAACCAAUAAAAAUCAAUUUAGUACUCCUUGCUCUACUCCUAACUGAUAAGCAGGAGAAAAAACAAGUGGCGGUUAUGUCCUAUAAAUUUUAUUCAACAUUGGUGAACUAAGAACUGUCAUAUAAUUUAAGGGAGAUGUACCACUGUAUAUCUAACUUCUCACUCAAUUUCAUAUUGAAAAUUUAAAAAAAAAGACUAAAGAAACUAUUUGUCCAAAAUCAAUGAUAUUUAUGCCAUUUGUGUUGAUUUCAGGAAGCUCUACUGAUGUCACAGUCUGCCUGACUGUUCUUGGCUACCAGAAAUGAAUUAGCCUUAACCCUUUAGACAGUCUCCUCCUCCUAGGCUGACUCCACUGAGAUACCCAGGCAGUUCUUUCUGUAACAGGGAGAGGGACCUGAGACCUUAUUGGUACCACAUUAGCCACUGUGUGCUGUCCUUGCACCCACAUCUAUUCUAAUUACCUUCCCAAUCUCCACGUUUGUCUUCAUUUUUAUGAUCCCAACACUGUUUUUACCAGUUCUAACCAGGGAUAUGUUUUGGGGUCCCUCUGUCAUUCACGUCAUGCUUGCUGGUGUCCUCAUUUAAGUCCGAUUUGUGCUGGACCACAGGACAGCAACCUCUCAGCAAGGUACACAGAUAAACAUGGCAUGCCCUGAAUUUGACUACGCUCUCUUGAUAUUCCAGCUGUGGAGACAUCUCUUCUCAAGUGGCCAUUCUGGCUAGUUCAGUGAUGUGUAGCUUUCGGGUAUGAAAAAAUCCACAGAGGCAGGUUUUUUGGGUAACUUUUCCUUAUAUCACUAGUCACUUUUGUAUCCUAAGUAGUUCUCUUCAUUUUCUUUCAAAGAAAGAAUGGAAUGAUAUCAUCUAUGCCUAGCUCAGAGUUCAAAAAAGUUUUUGUGUCCUACAAAUUGAUAGUUAGAGGCUUGUUUUUGAUUAAAACAUUUCAACACUUAGCUGCUUCACCUCUCAACAGGGCAACUCUUCACGUAAGUGAAAACUGCUUUGCUGGAACCAAGUAACUAGGCAGCACAUUUUUCCCAUUUCUCAUGUCCAGUAUCAGCCCUACAAGGAAACUUUCCACCUGUAGCCCCAAAUCAAAGUUCUUCCCUAAAUCUCAGACCCAGGCAGGAUCGAUCCCCUGACACCCUGCCAUGUACCUGAAAUGGCUCGACAUGUAGCUCACUGCACAGAGUGUUCAGCUCUUUUUGGCAGAUGGCUAUGCUUUUGAUGAGCCUUUCCUUCAGGCUUUCCUCUUCAGCAAUCAUCAUAUCCAGGAGGUCCUACGAGAGAUGAAACAGUCCCAUAAAAGUUUCGGGUGUUUUCCCCAUUGACCUCAAACAACAAACAACACCAAAACCCUCAUAAUUUCAAAUUUUAAAGGAAGGACUUAAACAAAACCAGGACUUCCCUGGCGGUCCAGUGGUUAAGAUUCUGUGCUCCCAAUGCAGGGGGCACAGGUUCAAUCCCUGGUUGGGGAACUAGGAUCCUAUAUGCUGCACGGCGCGGCCAAAACAAACAAAAAACAAGGAGGAGCCUGUGACAUCCUAGUGUCACUUCUAUAUGCUAUCUUAGAUGAGACACCAACAUCCUUACCCCUGUCCCACUACAAAGAGAUCAGUAUUACUCAACUCACCUUGAUAUGCUUCUUUACGACCUCAGUUCUUUGUAACCGCUGGUCCUCUGGAAUCCCAAUCAAUUCCCAUAUUUCCCGAAGGUGAUUCAGGGCUUUCUGUAGACAUACUAUGGACUCCUCUGCCAGCACCUCACUAAAAAGCAAAAGAGAACCAGCUACAUGAGCCACUGCCUCCAGACUAAAAGCAGUAUUUACAGAAACUAAACAAACUAGUUUCGCAGUGGGCUCAAGGCUAAAACAAAUUGAAAACAAGCAUUCAGCUUAACUCAUCUUGAACACUCCCCUAUCCUUCUGCCUCCAAACACCAAAACACUGGCAAAGCAAAAUCCAGUAUCAUAUUAUCAAUUCAGUGUGGAAAUUCAAUCUUCUGAAUAAUACUCAGAAUCUGGACUUUGAUCAAUGAUUCUACCUAUGGCAGUACAAUACAGAAUUUUAAAUGCUUUUAUUAAAGAAAAAACAAACAAAAAUGUCAGGUCCUAUAAAAUAGCUGGCAAUUUAGUUACCCAUUUUUUUCCCUUCCUGUUUUUCUAAGCUAUAAUUGACAUAUAUAGCACUGUAUAAGUUUAAGGUGUACAGCAUAAUGAUUUGAUUUACAUACAUCAUGAAGUAAUUAUCACAAUAAGUUUAGUAAACAUCCAUCAUCUCAUAUAGGUACAAAAUUAAAGAAAUAGAAAAAAAAUUUUUUUGCCUGUGAUGAGAACUCACAGGGUUUACUCUCUUAACAACUUUCAUAAAUAACAUACAGUGGUGCUGGGACUUCCCUGGUGGUCCAGUGGAUAAGGCUCGGCGCUCCCAGUGCAGGGGGCCCAGGUCAGGGAACUAGAUCCCAAGUGCAUGCCGCAGCUAGGAGUCCACAUGCUGCAACUAAAGAUCCUGCAUGCCUCAAGAAGACCCGGCGCAGCCAUCCAUAAAUAAAUAAAAUAAAUAAGUAUUUUUAAAAAUACAGUGGUGCUAAUUAUAUUUAUCAUGUUCUAUAUUACAUCCCUAGUACUUAUUUAUCUUAAAACUGAUUCCUUAUAACCUUUUGACUGCCCUCAUCCAGUCCCCCACCCCCAGCCUCUACCUAAGACUCUAAUCUCCUUUUCUGAGUUUGUUUGUUUUUGAAAUAUAACUGACCUAUAACACUAUGUUAGUUCCUGUUACAGAACACAGUGAUUUGAUAUUUCUAUACAUUUCAAACUGAUCACAAUAAGUCUAGCUAUGAUAUGGCACCAUACAAAGAUAUUACAUAGUUAUUGACUAUAUUCCCCACACUGUACAUUUCAUACCUGUGAUGCAUUUAUUUUGUAACUGGAAGUUUGUAUUUCUUAAUCUGCCUCACCUAUUUCUUUCCUCCCCCUACCCCCCGACCCCUCUUGGCAAAUUCCUGUUUGUUCUCUGUAUCUAUAACUGUGUUUACAUUUUAUUAUGUUUGUUCAUUUGUUUAUCUUUUUAAAUUCCACAUAUAAGUGAAAUUACAUGGUAUUUGUCUAUCUCUGUCUGACUUAUUUCACUUAGCAUAAUGUCCUGUAAGUCCAUCCAUGUUGUCACAAAUGGCAAGAAUUCAUUCUUUUUUUAUGGCUGAGUAAUAUUCCAGUGUGUGUGCAUGCAGACACACAUACAUACAUACACACACAAACAUACACACAUAUUCUUUAUCCAUUCAUCUACUGAUGGGCACUUAGGUUGCUUCCGUAUCUUGGAUGCUGCAAUGAACAUAGAGGGGCACAUAUCUUUUCGAAUUAAGUGUUUUGUUUUCUUUGGAUAAAUACUCAGGAGUGGAAUUGAUAGAUCAUAUGGUAGUUCUAUUUCUAAUUUUUUUUUUUUUUUUUUUUUGCGGUAUGCAGGCCUCUCACUGUUGUGGUCUCUCCCGUUGCGGAGCAUAGGCUCCGGACGCGCAGGCUCAGUGGCCAUGGCUCAUGGGCCCAGCCGCUCCGCGGCAUGUGGGAUCUUCCCGGACUGGGGCACGAACCCAUGUCCCCUGCAUCAGCAGGCGGACUCUCAGCCACCGCGCCACCAGGGAAGCCCCUAUUUCUAAUUUUUUGAGGAAUCUCCAUACUGUUUUCCAUAGUGGCUACUCCAAUUUAUAUCCCCACCAACAGUGCACAAGCGUUCCCUUUUCUCCACAUCCUCACCAAUACGCGUUAUCUGUUGUCUUUAAUAAUAGUCAUUCUGACAGUUGUGAGGUGAUUAUCUCAUCGUCGUUUUGAUUUGCAUUUCCAUUUUGAUUAGUGAUGUUAAGCAUCUUUUCAUGUGCCUGUUGACUAUCUGUAUGUCUUCCUUGGAAAAAUGUCUAUUCAGAUCCUCUGCCCAUUUUUUAAUCAGGUUGCUUGUUCUUCUCAAUGUUGAGUUGUGUAAGUUCUCUGUAUAUUUUGGAAUAUUAACCCCUUCUCAGGUAUUUUCAAAUAUCUUCUCCCAUUCAGUAGGUGGCCUUGUUGUUGUUCUUAAAUUACAACUAUUAAUUUAUAGAAUGACUAAAAGUUAAAAAAUAAUCAGGUGUUGGUGAGUAUACAGAAAAGCCAGAACUUUCGUAUACUACUGCUUGGAGUGUGAACUGGUACAACCACUUUGAAAACUGUUGGCAGUAUCUGCUAAAGCUGAACCCAGCAGUUCCAUGUCUACAUAUGUAGAAAUGCACACAUAUGUACCAAAGGUGUGUACCAGAAUGAUCAAAGCAGCACUACUCAUAAUAUCAUAAAGGUAGAAACAACCUAGAUGUCCAUCAACAGAAUAGAGAAACAGUACAUUCCUACCAUGGAAUAAUACAGCAAUGAAUAAAAAAACAUGGGUGAAUCUCAGAAACAUCAUGUUGACCUAUGCUAAAUGAAAGAGGUCAAAUGCAAAAAGACUACAUACUAUAUGAUUCUACCUUAUGAAAUUUUAGAAAAGGCAAAACUAUAAUGAAAGAAAGCAAAUGAACUGCCUGGAAUCGGGGCAGGGGAUCAACUGCAAAGGGGCAUACAGCAGCUAUUUUUAGGGUGACAGAAUGGUUCUAGAUCUUAAUGGUGAUGGUGAUUACAUAACUAUACACAGUGACCAAAAUUCAAACUGUACACGUAAAAUGAGUCAAUUUUACUGUAUGUAAAUUAUACCUCAAAUCUUAAAGAAAAAAAAAAAGGGAGGUAAAAGAAACAACUAAGAUGGAAAAACAGAACAAAAAGUUGAGGAAGAAGAGGAAAAACAGCCAGAUAAGCAAGCAUCUAUCACUACGUGAUUCCAAUUAUACAAAGUCAAAAACAGGCAGAACUAAGCUUUGCUUUGAGAAGUCAGGAUAGUGGUUGUCAUUGUCCUGGGAAGUGGUGACUUUUGGAGGGCACAGGAGGGGUGGUUACACAGCGUGUGCUGACUUUAUGAAAAUUCAUCAAGUUUGCACUUGAUCUGUGUACAUUUCUGAAUAUAUGUUAUACUUCAAUUACAAAAAGUUUAUUUAAAAAUUAUUCACUGUUUAUCUGAAGCACAAAUUUAACUGUGUACCUUGUAUUUUAUCUUUCAAAAAAAACUUUAGUUUUCUUUUUUUUUUUGGCCUCACCGCACAACUUGUGAGAUCUUAGCUCCCCAACCAGGGAUGGAACCUGCGCCCUCAGCAAUGAAAGCGCAGUCUUAACCACUGCCCGCCAGGGAAUUCUCAAAAAACCUUUACUUAAAAAAGUUUGCUUAGUCUGCUUCACACAGCAUUUAAAUAAGAGAUUUUCUCUCCUUUCUUGGUACACCUGGAUAACAGAGACCACUCUGGCACCAGAGAGACUAAACUCUGGAUGUGCUUUUCUAUCAGUCAGCCAGGAGGCCUCCAACAAGUCACUGAAGCUCUUUGUGUGCAAAUGAUGAGGAUAGAGGCUCUCACUGGCCCCCUCUCUGUCGCAGCAUAUUCAGGGGUUCUGAAUCACCAGCCUAGAUCUCCAAGAACAUCAGUUUCUCCAUAGGCUUUUUUUUUUUCUUUUCUGCUCACUUCUUCCUUCCUUCCUUCCUUCUCUCUCUCCCUCUCCCUCUCUCCCUCCCUCCCUCUCUCUCUCUAUUUAUGUUAUUUUUGGCUGCAUUGGGUCUUCAUUGCUGCACUGGCUUUCUCUAGUUGCGGCGAGCGGGGGCUACUCUUCGUUGUGAUGUGCAGGCUUCUCAUUGCAGUGGCUUCUCUUGUUGUGGAGCACAGGCUCUAGGGCGCACGGAUUUCAGUAGUUGUGGCACGUGGACUCAGUAGUUGUGGCACGUGGACUCAGUAGUUGUGGUGCAUGGGCUUAGUUGCUCCACAGCAUGUGGGAUCCUCCUGGACUAGGGCUCGAACCCAUGUCCGCUGUAUUGGCAGGCGGAUUCCCAACCUUGCACCACCAGGGAAGUCCUCCUUAGGUUUUAAUAUAUUCACAUCCAAGACAUUUCUCUAGCCAAGAAAUCCCAAUUCAAAGGUUGCCUGUCCUAGUUCAAUAAAAGCUUCUGCACAAAUACCAGCUGCCUAUACCAGAUGGCCAAUUAUCAAUACCCACAUAAUGAAGAGUGUUUAAAAGAAUUUACAGGGACUUCCCUGGUGGUCCAGUGGGUAAGACUUGGCACUCCCAGUGCAGGGGGCCCGGGUUUGAUCCCUGGUCAGGGAACUAGAUCCCACGUGCAUGCCGCAAAUAAGACCCCGGUGCAGCCAAAAAUAAUUAUUAAAAAAAAAAAAAAGAAUUUA
Globicephala melas (long-finned pilot whale) is the source of this 8157-nucleotide messenger RNA. RefSeq names its product RCC1 domain containing 1 (gene RCCD1). Lineage: Eukaryota; Metazoa; Chordata; Mammalia; Artiodactyla; Delphinidae. The record is from RefSeq and is a predicted model, not a curated record.